AUGUCUUAUAGAACCAAUCGGUCCGACGUGGAGGACAGAUAUUAUGAUUCCGGCCCGCCGCGGAGGGCACCGGCUCGGGAUGACGAUUUAGAUCCCCUGCCGCGACGUCGCAGCCCGCCACGCAGAGCAGCCGUGAGGGAUUAUGAAGACGUAGAUAGAGACCGCACCCCCGCAUUUCUCAGAGAAGAUGUUAGGAGGACGGAGGCUGGCCCGCUGGUCCUGCGCCAGCGUGAGGUUGAGACCAUCGACCGCAGACGUCGCAGCCCCAGCCCUGUGCGGUACCGGGAGCGCAUCGUCGACAGGGAGCGUGAACGGGCUCCCUCCAUGCCUCCGGAGCGUCGGCCCAGAUUUAUCGAACGAUCUCCAUCUCCAUCUCCACCUCCACCACCCGCCGCUGUGAGAGUGGAAGCUCGCAAAAUUGAGAGGCGACGGGAGAGGUCGCCAACCCCGGACAGAGAGCGAGAGCGAGAUCUCAUUCAUCUACGCAUUGAGCGUGAAAAGGAACGAGCCCCCUCACCUAGCCCAUCACCCCCGUCCCCACCUCCACCACCGCCAGUCAUCAGGGGACCUACCAUCGAGCGUGAGGUCAUCACGCACUAUCGUGACAUCGAUCAUGGCCUUGUUCGGGCUAAACCUCCCACUCCUCCUCCACCCCCGCGCACCGCACCGCCUCAGAUCAGAGAGCGGGACCUGGACAUCGACAUCGACAUCCGGCGCAGCGAGACGGACGUGGACAUCCGGGAGCGCACGCGGUCGCGGUCGCGCCCACGCGGCGAGCGCGAGCGGCCCCGUCCCCGGCGGCAGCCCACGUACUACGACGACGACGAGCUGCUGAUCGAGCGGGACCACGAGAUCGUGCGCGUGGACUCGCGGCGGCGGGCGCACUCGGCGGCGCCGCCCCCCCGGCCCGACCUCGAGGACGAGGCCGAGUACAUCACGGACAAGAUCGACUCGCGCGGCCGCAUGGGCGAGGCCCUGCACGGCGCCACCAAGGACUGGACCAUCAUCGACGUGCCGCCCGGCACCGAGCGCGUCAAGAUGGACGGCGUCGGCGGCGCCUCCGCAGAGGUCACCUGGCAGCGGUACAGCGGGGUGCGGCGGUCCAAGUUCAUCCCGGAGCGGGAGGGCACGCCCAUCAGCGCCGUCAGCGAGCCGAUCCGGGAGUCCAUUCGAGAGCGGGAGCGAGAGCGGGAACGGGAGCCGUCGCGCGAGCGGGAGCGGCUCAGCAUACAGGUGUACGACAAGCGGGAGAGGUCGCGCGACCGGGACCGGGACGUCGAGGUCGAGGAGAUCCAGGACCGGCGGAUCUCGAUCCGGGACGGCGACAGGGCGCCGCCCCGCAAGCGCAACGAGAUGUGGACGGAGAUCACCAAGGACCUCGUCACGCGGGAGGCGAUCGAGCGGAUGGGGUACGAGUACGAGGAGACCGAGUGGUUCUUCUACGUUAUGCAGUACCUGCGCUAUGAGGACGUUCUUGAGCUGGUGACCGUGUCGGACGACAUCCGUCGGGCCAAGAGGCGCCGAGCCGAAGAGGCCCAGUGGAGCCGCGACUGGGACCGACGGCACCGUCACCGACACUCGCUGAACUGGGACACGGUGGACGACGAGCGUAUCGUCGAGCGCGAGGUCGUGUAUGAUCGUCCGUCGCACCGCAGCUACGUCCGCUAA
Molecule: messenger RNA, 1668 nt
Organism: Daldinia caldariorum
Lineage: Eukaryota; Fungi; Ascomycota; Sordariomycetes; Xylariales; Hypoxylaceae
Exons: 3
Coding region: 1-1668 (555 amino acids)
Source: RefSeq, a predicted model, not a curated record